Engraulis encrasicolus (European anchovy) is the source of this 1393-nucleotide messenger RNA. It is a transcript of the gene exosc4, whose product is annotated as exosome component 4. NCBI's taxonomy places the organism in Eukaryota, Metazoa, Chordata, Actinopteri, Clupeiformes, Engraulidae. The record is from RefSeq and is a predicted model, not a curated record. Gene Ontology annotation, cellular component: nucleolus; cytoplasmic exosome (RNase complex); nuclear exosome (RNase complex). The transcript is spliced from 3 exons. Bases 66 to 803 code for a protein of 245 amino acids. Gene Ontology annotation, biological process: nuclear mRNA surveillance; U4 snRNA 3'-end processing; poly(A)-dependent snoRNA 3'-end processing.
UGGGCCACAUUCAACCGGAAGUUCUAAGCCGCCGAACACGCUGAACUUGGUCGAUACAAACAAAUAUGGCUGGGCUAGAGUUACUGUCCGACCAGGGAUAUCGACUAGAUGGGAGGAAAGUCACCGAACUUCGUAAAAUCCAAGCCCGAAUGGGCAUUUUCGGCCAGGCAGAUGGAUCAGCCUAUUUAGAGCAAGGAAGAACCAUCGCACUGGCCGUUGUGUACGGUCCCCACGAUGUACGCGGCUCUCGGGCUAAGGUCCAGGGUGACCGUGCUGUCAUAAACUGCCAGUACAGUAUGGCCACCUUCAGCACCGCCGAGAGGAAGAGACGGCCACACGGAGACCGCAAGUCCACCGAGAUGACCCUUCAUCUAAAGGAGACCUUUGAGGCGGCCAUCCUAACCCACUUGUACCCGCGUUCGCAGAUCGACAUCUAUGUCAAGAUCUUGCAGUCUGACGGAGGUAACUACAGUGCCUGUGUGAAUGCAGCCACUCUGGCUGUGAUCGAUGCCAGCAUCCCCAUGCGCGACUAUGUGUGUGCCUGCACGGUGGGCUUUGUGGAUGACACUCCUCUGGCUGACCUGAACCACGUUGAGGAGAGCUGCGGUGGCACCAACCUAGCCAUGGCCAUGCUGCCCCGCAGCGGACAGAUUGCCCUUCUGCAGAUGGACGCUAAACUCCACCAAGACCACCUGGACUCACUCAUGGAGGCCGCCAUGACGGCCUGCAAAGGGGUCAGCAAAGUGCUGGACGAGGUGGUGAGGCAACAUCUCCAGGAGACGGUGAUCCUGACCGGGGACUGAUAGGGAUGAUCGGGAUGUAUCAGUCUGGAUCGGGAUGUAUCAGUCUGGAUAUGAAACGGCUUAAAUUUACGUGUGAAAUGUAACGGUGGUUUGCUUCACUGUGGUGGAAACUCCUUUCUGUUUGAUUUGAAUGGGCAUGUCAUUCUGUAAAUGGAUAGACGUAUAAGUAUGUGCACAUUGUAUGUGCUAGCGGUGUGCAUUUAGCACAGCUGCUGAUGUAUAAUAAUAAUAAAUGUCUCCAUAACAUUUUUCACUAGGAUUCAUGCCAUGUCAUAUCUAAAUUGUCUUAAUUCAUUCUUAUUAAUUCUGCUUAUAUUGUUUGGAAAAUGACGAAUUAAAAAAGGCAUGCAGCAACAAGCACACAUUUUAAAUUGAAGAGCAUCUGGCAGAGUACAAGACCAAGGCUAUUAGAACGUUGGUGAAGGUUUCAUAAUCAACUUAAAGGAGCACUCCAUCAUGUAAGGGGAGUCUUCUUUGGAAUUGCAUCUUGACAUAAACUGUGUGCUAUGCUCAAAUUUUGUGUGUACUACCCAGAGGUGAAAACUCAAAUACAUUUGUACUCAAAUAAAAGUAUCUUUACUUUUCUUAAA